Messenger RNA from Paramecium tetraurelia, 957 nucleotides. RefSeq lists its product as uncharacterized. The record is from RefSeq and is a predicted model, not a curated record. NCBI's taxonomy places the organism in Eukaryota, Ciliophora, Oligohymenophorea, Peniculida, Parameciidae. The transcript has 2 exons.
AUGAGCUAUUCAGAAAAGCAUAAAAGAAACACUUCUCCAAUCAUACGAGCUACAAGUGAGGAUAGAAUUAAAUAAAAUUCAUCAAAGGAGAGCAAUAUUCUAUGUCUGGAGUAGCAAAUAGGAAAAGUUUAACAGUAAUUAAAUAAUAAAUAUGAAGAUAGAAUGAGAUUUGUUGAAGAAACUAUCUAAGAGCAUGAGGAGAAAUUUGAAAAUUUCAUCAAAUUAAUUAAGUUACUUUAACACUUUGCUACAACACAAGAACAAGAAAAUAAAAAUAUAAGAAAUCAUAUUAAUGUAUCAAUGGAAUAGUUAUACGAUGAAGAACUUAAUUAGUUAAAGGAUUAGUAUCUUAAUAUUGAAUAAUCACUUUCUCAAAUUCAGAAUUCUUUGAGCAAAGAUUAACCUUAAAUUUAAGAAUUUGAAACCAUUAUUAAUAAAAAAAUUGAUGUAAUUAUGGAGGAGGUUCGAUAAAGUGCUUUAAAAACAGAUUAUUAAAAAAUUGAUUAUAGAUUAUAGAGAUUAGAAUAGAAUUUUAAAUAGGAAUAAAGUUAAAAGAGUAAUGAUUCUGAUAGAAUUUUAAGUAAUAGUUUGGUAUAUCAAAAUUAAUUAAACGAUCUGAAAAUUGUUUUAGAUAGUGUCAUAGAAGAUUAGGAAUAAACAAAAAUUUAUAUAAAAUAAAUUGAACGUGAUUUAAUCACAUCUAAAUAAAAGGAAAAAUAAAGUUAAAUACGAUCCUCUGUAACAAAGGAAUCUCAGCAAACUGAGACUGACAUGAGACCGAUCAGAGAUUUUAAAGAAAAUGUCAAAAACAGAGAAAAUAAAAGAAAUAAGAGUAAAUCUAGUCAAAGUAGAAGUGAAUCUAGAAAUGCAAGGUUAGAAACAAUUAAAAAAAAAAAGUAAGAAAACGUUAAAGAAUUAAUUAAAAAACAUAAAUAAUAAUCAACUAAACAAUAUUGA